UCUAUUUUGACCCUUGAUGCGAUCCGUAGUUUCUCACAACACCAAGAUGGCUGCGGUCGGUAGUAAAUCCGGACCUGAGCUUUCUAAAGCGGAGUAUUUGAAACGAUAUUUAUCAGCUGACGAGAGCAACGGCGCAUCUAAAGGAAAAGUCAAGAAGAAACGAAAAAAGCUUCCCGAAAAACGACUUAAAAUAGUGGACGAUGAUAUCGAUUGGAGACAAAUGGUCCAACAGCAACAGGAGGUCGAAGAGGAUGAAGAAGAAGCUCCGGUGAUUGCAGAGUUCAUUGAUGAGCGACCGGAGGAGGUGAAACAGAUGGAGGCCUUUAGGACCAGUAACAGGUGGAAAAUAGUUGGAGCAGAUGAAGAUGAAACAAAUGAGAAAGACGAUGAGCAGGAGGAGACUGUGACAUCGAAUAAAAGUCGCCAUGACUCACCAGAGCUGUCAUCAAAAAGUGGGAAAAACGGUUCUCCUUUCAGAAAACAAAGACACGACUCUCCAGACGUAUCUCCUCCCAGGAGAGGACGCCACGACUCUCCAGAUGUUUCUCCUCCCAGGAGAGGACGGCAUGACUCUCCGGAUAAAUCUCCGCCCAGAAGAAGUCGCCACGACUCUCCAGACAUUUCUCCUCCCAGGAGAGGACGCCAUGACUCCCCAAAAAAGUCUCCUUCAAGACAACAUUCAAGGAAGUCUGGGAAAAUUAGAAGUAAAGAAUCCUCUCCUACAAGAAGUAAGCCCAGCUCGUCAUCACACAGUAGACCAAGGUCACCAGAUCAUCGGCGGUCUCCUUUAGCUCUCAAGGGUCGAGCUAGGCAGGAUUCUGACUCCGAUCAAUCUCCUCCACGGAAAAAAACAUCCAAACGAGAAGCCUCCGACUCUGACCAGUCUCCCCCUCGGAGGCGCUCCAGAACAAGGCAGAGAUCUGACUCCGACCAGUCUCCUCCAAGGAAGCACUCGCGGAGUGGGAAGGACUCGGAUGGAGAUCUGUCACCGCCACGGAGACCUGGCCAGUCUCAUGACCACAGGAUGCUCUCCGGAGGAAAGGCUGGUCUGGUUUCUGUGGAGAUUCUGAGAGAAGAGCAGAAGGAAAACCGACGCAGAGAAAAAAAUAAUCAACCUCUUGAAGAUGAAUCCCGCAAUGCUGAAACGAUCUUCCGAGACAAAAGUGGCAAAAGGAGAGAUUUGACUUCAGAAAGGGAAGAACAGAAGAGAAAAGCUGGAGAAAAGGCUGCAAAGGAUGAAAAAUACGCCCAGUGGGGUAAAGGGCUGGCUCAGAGUCAGAUGGAGCACCAGAAGCUGGAGGACGCUCUGAUCGAAGCCCAGAAGCCAUUGGCCCGUCACCGCGAUGACGAGGAUCUGGACCGCAUGUUGAGGGAGCAGGAGAGGGAAGGGGAUCCCAUGGCUGCCAUGCUCCGGCGGAAAAAAGAGAAAAGCACAAAAACACAAGAUAAACCUCGAUACAAUGGACCUCCACCACCACCAAACCGCUUCAACCUUCCUCCAGGCUACCGUUGGGAUGGAGUGGACAGGUCGAAUGGGUUUGAAAAGAAACGCUACAUGCGUUUGGCGGAUAAGAAAGCCAUGCAGGAGAUGGCUUAUAAAUGGAGCGUGGAGGACAUGUAAAGGCACUCGAGCAGGCUGCUGAUCAUCUGUGGAUUAAACUGCAAAUGGACACAUCGCAACAAAUGUUUCUGUUCAUCUUUCCAAACCUGUUUCAUUACAGAAAACUGUACGCUGAAGUGAUGGAUCUUGGGGACUUUAUUUUAAGUAAUGUACAAAAAAAACACCCAGACAUUGGGAUGGUUUUGUGUCUGUUUUAAUAAAUGAGAUUUUUGUAUG
This is a messenger RNA of Oryzias melastigma (Indian medaka), 1837 nucleotides long. RefSeq names its product BUD13 homolog (gene bud13). NCBI's taxonomy places the organism in Eukaryota, Metazoa, Chordata, Actinopteri, Beloniformes, Adrianichthyidae. The record is from RefSeq and is a predicted model, not a curated record. The coding region runs from base 17 to 1621 and encodes 534 amino acids. Gene Ontology annotation, molecular function: RNA binding. Gene Ontology annotation, cellular component: RES complex; U2-type spliceosomal complex. The transcript has 10 exons. Gene Ontology annotation, biological process: mRNA splicing, via spliceosome.